Messenger RNA from Ostrea edulis (European flat oyster), 1716 nucleotides. RefSeq names its product interferon-induced protein 44-like. Bases 411 to 1547 code for a protein of 378 amino acids. The record is from RefSeq and is a predicted model, not a curated record. The transcript has 13 exons. Lineage: Eukaryota; Metazoa; Mollusca; Bivalvia; Ostreida; Ostreidae.
UUAAAAUAGCAAUAACGUUAAUAGUGGUGAGGAAAUUGACAUCUCAAUACUACAAAAAAAAUCAAGAAGAAGCAUUGCAAUUUUAGAAACUUAGAAACUGCGGCCAAAACGCAAAGUAUCGGAGCGUAAAUUGCGCGACAUAGGUAAAAAAUCACUUAACAAGGAUAACUGAAGCUAGGACUGAAUCAAGUCGUAAAGGGCACAAAAUAUCCCAAUGAAAUGAAUCCGAGAAAGUGAUAGUUUCAAUGUCGAUGAAAUGUAGAUGGACAACAGCUGUUUUCACAACUCGCUCUAGGUCGCAUAGCUGGAACUGGGGUAGGAAGUCAGCCAUUAUGAUGAUGUACAGUACCUCCUGAAACGGAACAGCGCAUACUUCAUUUGACCUUGACUAUGAUCCAUAUUUGGCAACAAUGGGUAACUUACAGUCAGUUGAUAAAGGGUCCUUUGACAAACUACAGGAUGAGGUGGAUCAAAUGAACUGGGGCAUGCAGAUGAUUCAAAAGGAAAUACAUGGUAAAGCCUCAAACAACGAACAGAUUAUAGCCGAAAAAGACGAGGCUAUAAAGAAGCUUCGAGAACAAAUGAACACUCGUGUAGUCGUUGCAGUAUUGGUGGGUGGUGGAACACUCCUGCUUGCUUAUUUGAUAAAAAAAAAGUUCUUUACAAGUGAGGUUGUAAAAGGCAGUGAUGAGAAUUCUUCUUUGUAUCCUGAACCAUGGCGCACAAUCCAUCCAAGAGCGACUAGCAUUUCACAGAUGAAAGACUUCUAUUUGAGACAAAUAGUUGAUAUUAGCCAUUUUCAAGACGCACAGCUCAAUAUUCUACUUCUGGGGCAAGCUGGGAGUGGGAAAUCUUCCUUCAUAAACACCUGUCGAACUGCCUUAAGACAAGAGGGUCCCAUUUCUCAAAUAGCAGCUGUUUUGAAAGGGGGUUCGGAAUCGGUAACAAAAAAUUUAAAAGCAUAUCCGAUGACAGUCAAGGAUGGCGAUGGACAUAAAGAGUUACCUGUCCGACUGAUUGACUGCCGAGGACUGUUGGAUGAAAAAAGAGGAGUACAGACUGAGGAUAUCAUAACUAUUUGUGAUGGCCACAUAAAAAACAAUUAUCUGAUACAACCCGGAAAUCCUAUCAAUUCUGACGACCCACAUUUCCGUGUAAGCCCAGGAGAAAUGGACAAGAUACAUUGUGUUGUAUACGUUUUAGAUGCUCAAAACAGGAUGGGAAAUGGAUUUGUACUUGAAAAUGUUAAAAAGCAAUUUGUGAAAGUAAGGGAAGAACUGGGUCUGCGCAACAUUCCUCGGCUGAUACUUUUGACAAAGAUAGACCGACUUGGUAUCAAACACAUUGAGAAAAUUUUCUACGAUGAAAGAGUCGAGAAGAGCUGCGAUGAAGCAUCGUCCUUCCUUGGAUUUCCUCAAGGAGAUGUGUUACCCCAAGUAAAUUACUGCAAUGAUGUUAUCCGUAAUGAAGUGAAGGAUUCGAUAACCUUAUUCAACAUAUGGACGAUUAUUGGAAAAGCGAAAGAAUGCGUACAAAAUGCAUCUUAAGACUGAAAGUUUUCCUCUGUGAAAACGUAAAAAAAAAUAGUGCGACGUGACAUUUGCUGUUCGUAUUAAAAUGCCAGACCUAAUAAUUUGAUACAACAAUUAACGAAUUAUAUUUUACUAUCUUGUCUAUUCUAUGAAAACUAACAAAAAUAAACUUCAAAAAAAAAUA